Caenorhabditis remanei is the source of this 960-nucleotide messenger RNA. RefSeq lists its product as uncharacterized. Gene Ontology annotation, biological process: pentose-phosphate shunt; pentose-phosphate shunt, non-oxidative branch; carbohydrate metabolic process. The coding region runs from base 1 to 960 and encodes 319 amino acids. Gene Ontology annotation, molecular function: transaldolase activity. The record is from RefSeq and is a predicted model, not a curated record. The transcript is spliced from 4 exons. Gene Ontology annotation, cellular component: intracellular anatomical structure; cytoplasm. NCBI's taxonomy places the organism in Eukaryota, Metazoa, Nematoda, Chromadorea, Rhabditida, Rhabditidae.
AUGAGCGUUCUCGAACAACUUAAGGCUGCCUCCGUAGUUGUUGCAGAUACCGGUGACUUCAAUGCUAUCAAGGAGUUUCAACCUACUGAUGCUACCACCAACCCAUCUCUUAUUCUGGCUGCAUCCAAAAUGGAACAAUACGCUGCACUCAUCGAUGAAGCGGUGACUUAUGCCAAAGAACACGCUAAAGGUCACCAAGAAAUUGUUGAAGCUGCCAUGGAUCGUCUAUUCGUAGUUUUCGGAAAAGAAAUCUUGAAGACGAUUCCGGGAAGAGUCUCGACCGAAGUUGAUGCUCGUCUCUCUUUCGAUUCUCAAGCUUCCAUUGAUCGUGCUCUUGGACUCAUUGCUCAAUAUGAAAAAGAGGGAAUUUCUAGAGAUCGCAUUCUGAUUAAACUUGCUUCGACAUGGGAAGGAAUCCAAGCUGCAAAGUUUCUCGAAUCUCAACAUGGAAUUCAUUGCAACAUGACCCUUCUUUUCAAUUUCGAGCAAGCCGUCGCAUGCGCUGAAUCAGGUGUCACUUUGAUUUCCCCAUUUGUUGGUCGUAUCAUGGAUUGGUUCGUAAAGAACACCGACCAAAAAGCGUACACUCGUAAAGAUGAUCCGGGUGUUGUCAGUGUCACGCGUAUUUUCAACUACUACAAAAAGUACGACUACAAAACUCAAGUCAUGGCGGCUUCAUUCAGAAACACGGAAGAAAUCAAAGGAUUGGUUGGUUGUGAUCUUCUCACUAUCUCUCCAGCGUUGUUGAAACAACUCGCUACUGAAACUGAGGCCGCUCCAGUAGUUCUCAGCACUUCUCAUGCCAAACAACUCGAUAUGCCAAAGGUCAGCAUCGAUGAAAAGACUUUCCGAUGGGCUCUCAAUGAAGAUGCAAUGGCUACUGAGAAACUUGCUGAAGGAAUUCGUAACUUCGCUAAGGAUGCCAGAACCCUGGAGAAAUUGAUCGAAGCUAAGAUCUGA